UUAUUGAAAAAUCAUACUAGAUAAAAUAUUUUGAUAAUUAAAAAUAUUUUUUUGUUGUACAUAUGACUUCAAUAAUAUAGUAUUGAUGUGAAAAUUAAUUUUAAAAAAUAUUAACAUUUAUCAUUAUGACAUGUAUUAAAAUUAUUUGAUAUCAUGUGUACAUUGUUUUUAGUUUGUGCAACAAUUGUUAUUGGACAUUCGGUAAAUUUCUCUCUGCUUUCAGAUUUAUUAUUUCAUUUAUUUAAUAUAUAAGCUUGAUUUCUUAUGCAUUAGUAAAAUUACACAAUCAUGUAAAAUUUGUAUGAAAUAGAAUAUGUAUGAUUUUAUUAAAAGACCUUAAGUUGAAUAGACAUACUACUAUAGAAGACGAAAUAGCAUGGAUAUGAAUUUUUUUUAAUAAUAUUUUUAUAUUAACAAUUUUUAUUAUAACAAAUAACGUAUAGAAAAUAACAAAUAAAAUGCCUUAACUGAUAUUUUAAGAAAAUUUGUGUUUUCACACUAUUUUAAAAGUACAAGUGUUACUAAUUGACAUUGAACAUUAUUUUUCAUUAUUGCCUGAUCAAACAAGUGUUACUUUUUAUUCAUAUGCGUUGCCAUACGAAAAAAUUCCAACCUAAAAGACAUUAAUAAAUAAAAAUAAAUUAUACUAUUUAGACUUACAUUGUUUUGAUAAAUAAUGUUGCAUUUAAAUUAUUUUGUUCUGUUAUAUUGCUAGGCUUUGUUUUUUUUUGAAUUCUAGGUAUUGGACGAUAAAUAAUUAUUAUAUUGGUAGCAAUAUCACCUUUUGUUCCUAUAAUAUAUAUGAUACAGUAUAUUAAUCAUGGAGAAGUAAAAACUAAAUACCUGGACUUAUUUCAAAUUGACAUUUAUCACCUUGUUUUACUUCAGGUUUAAAGCUGCUUUUGAUGAUAUUGGAUUUAUGAAAAAAGAUUUCUUUCUUUUCUUUGUUUUCAACAUUGAAACUAUUAUUAUGAAAGAAUAACAUUAUUUCUUAUUAAUAUAAUAUUGAAUGUUGACUUUUUUCGUAUUAUCUUAAUAGUUUGUUAUUAAUGUAUUUCACAAAUUUAUGGAUUUUUAUCUGAGAUAUUUUUAUAUAAAUUAAUUUCUUCUAGUACUUACACUUUUAUAAAACCAAAAUUACGUUUAUGAAAAUAUUUAACUAUUGUUCCUUUAUGCAUUUUUGACACAUUAUUUGUAUUAGCUGAUACGGUUUCGAUAUUUUCUAUCUAAACGAUUUAGAAUUUUCUUUAAAUUUAUUGUUAUUUUAAAUGUACCUGUGACAUAUUUGAGUAGUUUUUAUGAAUUUAAAAGGUUUUUUUUAAAUAUUUUGAUUUAAAUAAAUUGAGCGACAAUCUAUAUCUAAAGACGUUAAACACUUGUACUAUACGAAUAGAAUUUUGAUAUGAAGUCUAUCGACUAAUGAGAUUUCUACAUUUCAAAUCGAUCAAUAGAAUAUAAUUAGAUUAAUCAUAUAUGUCACAUGUCUAGACGUUUAAAUUGAAUGUUUCAAAGAUUAUGUCAUUUUGUUUUUAAUAUUGAAAACAUUAUGCGUAACAUUAUUAUUUCAAUGACAAAUUAUUUUUAUAUAUUAAUUAAUAAUAAUUCGUAGACUUCAUAAAGCUUAGUUUUAUAUAAUAAAAAAUAAUGAAUUUAUAACACUAUAUCGAUGUAUCUAUCACAUAUGCAUCAAAUAUAUAUGCUUUAAUUUUAUUGAGAUGAUGAAUUUAGAUUUAGUGGUAAAUUUAAAAAUUUUUUUUUUACUUUUAAUAUGGAAAAUAUUAUUGAUAACAUUAUUUUUAAAUUGAAUACGAAAAAAUGUAUCAAUUUAUUAUCUCUCUAUAUAUAUACAUAUGAAUCGGAAACGGAUUUAAAUCUAGUGAAUAAAAUUUUUUUUUUGCCUUUAUAAUUCCCACAUUCAUAUUUUUGGUAAAGAUAGAAAAGGAAAUUUAACGAUUCUCAUUUUGUUAAAUAAAUUUUUUUUAAGUUUCCUUUUAAAUUAAAAAUACAUGCCAGUAGAAUGUUGUAUAUUAAAAGUUAUAAAUAGUCAAAUUAUUAUACGCAAAUAGAAUAUCUAUUUAGGUUUUUUUUUGGUUUUUAUUCCACUACGAUAUUAUUUUACUGAAUGUGGAAAAAAUAUUAAAUAUUGCAUUAAUAUUUAAAAUAUGAUUUAGAUUACACAAAAAGGUGUCAGCUGAAUGAUGAUGCUUAUGAUUAUUCGAUUUAAAUAAGUUGUUUAAUUUAGUUUCUUGUAUUAUUGUAAAAUACCUUUCGUUUCUGAUAUAAUUAUAAUUUUUCUUUAAGAUCUACAAUUUUAGUAUAUACAAUGAAAAAAAAUUCAAUAAAACAACAGAAAAAAAAAUCAACAAUUUUAUCAAAGACUGUUUAUCAUCAACGAUAUUCUUUGUUAAAUACAUUCCUAUUCUAAUACUUGAUCAUAUAGGUUCAUAUUUAAAUGGUUCCGAUGCUUUAUCUUAUGCUGAUUGUAUUACAAAGUUUGCUUUACUUUCUGAAAGAAAAUUUUGGCAAUCUCUUGGUCCGUAUAAAAAUGGAAAAUAUUGUUUUUCUCAUCCUUUACCAAAACAAAACUUUAAUUCCAUUUCACCGGAUUACUUUAUACAAAGAUUAUCUGAUCGUCAAUAUACUCGUUUUUAUUAUCUUGCUUUUUUACCAUCUAAUUUAGAAAAAAUGACGAGACAUUGUAAUACCCAAUCAUUUCGAACAUUUGUGCGAUUAUAUUUAUACUCAACACAUUUCUAUGCGUCUACAAUGCCUAUAUAUACCUUUCUUGAUUAUUCAUUUAUAUAUCAAUAUAGAUCAUUAAACAAAUUAGAAAAAAAAUUAUUUCGUACUUUACGUAUUGGAAAUUUGGAGCAAAAUCCAAUUAUUGUUACUAGCAUUUCUCGAAUUGAAAAAAAUUUAAAUGAAAGAUUUUGCUUUCAUUUAACUCUUGGAUUUUAUCAAGCAAUAGCAACACGUACCUUCAUCAGUUAUAAAUUAACGCACGAUAUUCAUGAUGUUGAUCUUUAUAUUGAUCGCUGUUUCAAAUACAAUUUACGUGGUUUCACAUGGCUUUGUCCUAUGGACUUCGACGAUAUUAUAGCACAGAAGCCUGUAGUGUGUACUGCAAAAGCCAUUGACUAUGGUUUUAAUGACUUUUAUUUUAAUGUUGAUUCAUUCGGAAUCCAAAAAAAAUGUCUUGAUUUGUAUCCAGUUGUUGAUGAUGAAUAA
Molecule: messenger RNA, 3228 nt
Organism: Rotaria sp. Silwood2
Lineage: Eukaryota; Metazoa; Rotifera; Eurotatoria; Philodinida; Philodinidae
Source: the annotation of a GenBank genome assembly